Molecule: messenger RNA, 1107 nt
Organism: Microthlaspi erraticum
Lineage: Eukaryota; Viridiplantae; Streptophyta; Magnoliopsida; Brassicales; Brassicaceae
Source: the annotation of a GenBank genome assembly
AUGUCUUUACCGGUGAGUUCAACCUCUUCUUCUCUCCCGAUCCAAGAUGAACUCAUUGUGAGCUGCUUCGCAAAGGUUCCAAGAUCUGACUACCCUUCACUAUCUCUCGUCUCCAAACCUUUCAGUCGUCUCAUUGCCUCUCCUGAGAUAAAUCUUGUACGUUCACUCUCUCAAUCCACUGAAAACGUUCUUUAUGUUGCAUUGGGAAUCUAUCAAACCCUCAAUAAAAAUCCAUGGAACGCGAAAACAAUAGGACUAAAUGUUUGGUAUACUCUCAAUCAAAAGCCUCAGAGAGAAGGAUCAAACCCUCGUAACCAUAAGUUGGUUCCAUUUCCCUCUUUCCCUUCUCUCCCUUGUCGGGGAGCUUCUGUUAUUGCUGUAGGCAACGAGAUCUACGUUUUCGGUGGAUUCAUCAACGGUGAGGUCACCUCUAACGUGUUUGUUAUUGACUCCCGAUUUUGCACGUCUCGCUUUCUUCCUAGCAUGCGUGUGGCUCGUAGCUAUGCUGCAGUCGGUGUUGUAGAUGGAAAGAUUUACGUGAUCGGAGGGUGUGAAAAGGUGGUUUCAUUGGAUAUCGAGGUUUUGGACGUCAAGGCGCAAACAUGGGAGUGUUCUUUGGGUUUUUGUAGUGAAGAGAUGUGGGAAAUCACAAUGAAGAGUGUUGUGAUGAAUGAGAAGAUCUACAUAAUGGAUGCUUUCCACAGCUUUGUUUACGAUCCUAAGACAGGUGAGUGGGACAAGGACUACUUGCUGGAUGAAGAAUGGGGAUGUUGUUCGUGCGUUAUUGACAAUAUGUUGUUCACUUUAGAUUAUCAGAAUAAUAUAAAAGUUUAUGAUCCGAAAGCUAAGUCUUGGACAUUCAUGAUGGGUGUUGAAGAUCUACCUAAUAUGAUAAGUUAUGAUGGAUCCAGAAUGGCGAAUCAUGGCGGAAAGCUUGCGAUUUUGUACUUUAAGCGUUAUGUCAAUCUAACAGAGAUUUGGUACACAGAGAUUGCAUUGAAAAAACGCGAAGGAAAAAAGAUUUGGGGGAAAGUCUUGUGGUAUAAUCUUGUGAUUAGUUUGAACUAUUUACCAACAAUUACUGAAUGUUUGGAUGUAAUGAUUUGA